AUGGAUACAUAUAUGGGCACACCUUCCAAGAGACGGUCCAUCUCAGACGCCACGGCCACGGCUGCAAAACUGCAGCCCUCACCGCUCCUGACGAGUCGGUUGGCGAGUGCGACAAAAGAUGACAGUCUGCUGGACACUUCACCACAGACGCCCAGGCGGCCUGACUUCUUAGCCAGAGGACUGUCGCUGCAGAUGCCACCCAAGACGACGGCGACGACAGCUACAACCUCGAUGGCUGCUCCCAGCACAAUCCAGCGCGUACCGCUCUCUCCUCAACUCGACCCUCAGACGUCCUACGCCUCGCCGCAGACCUCUCUACCACGUCACUCGCGUGGUCUAGACUUUUCCAGAGCCUGCACGAAUCUUCACCAUUCCACGCUAGCCGACAACCCUUCUCCCAGCUCGUCUCCCAUCAUGACCCAAGCCGCCGUCCGGAAGCCCAGCGUUAACAGCAUGAUGCUCGACUCGCCCAACCUCUGGCCCCAGGGUCCGACCGACCGCAGUGCUGUCAGUAGUAGUGUGGGCAGCAUUAGCAUGCUUGCCGAUGAAGACAGCAACGACAGCACCAGCGACGAUGAUGUGAUGGACGACAUGGACGACCAAAUCCUUACAACUCCACAGGUUCGGAAAACUACCAACCCGCAAGCCACAACUCCUUUUGGGAAUCACAACACUGUCAUGUGGAGCAACAACUUCUCNCCCGCACACGCCAGUCUGAUGAAGACUUUCCAGCGGAGUCGCUUGAAGAAAGGACGAAGCAGAAAGAGCUCGAGUAGUGCCAGCAACAACUCGGCCAUGCCCAGUCCGCGCACAACUUCGCCGCCGCCGCUGCGCAGCAUCGAAGGCUCUGCUCACUUUGGCUGGCCGCGUCUCCGAGAGACCAGGCCUGAGCACCCUUCUCUCUCAUCAGGUAACGACAGUGGAGAUGAAGCAGCUGCCUCUUCUUCGGUUCCUGGUGUUGUGCGCCGUGCCGUCACUCGUCGGGGCAACCUGCUACCAAAGACAAAGAACUUUGCGCGCAUCCGUGCUGCCCUGCUCGAGGAGUCCGCCCCUGUCGACAGUGAGGUCCGCCGUGAGGCAGAGACUAUGCGUCAAGUCCACAACCACGAUCCGGUCCCUGAUCUCGAAGGCCCGUCCCCUGGCCCCUCGUCUUCACAACCCAACGUCAACCCUAACGAUCCCAACGACCCACAGCCCGAUACCAUCAACAACAAUCCUAUCAGCUUCAACCUUCAUGCUCAUCGCAAUUCUGGCGGUGUCGACUACUGGCAUAAACUGGAGAAUGAACUGCAUACACCUCCUCCACCCGCCUUCCCCACGAGAGGCAGCUCAUCACUUUCUGGUGACAUUGCUAUGGAUUCGCCAGCCGAGAGCACCGCUUUGCGCUCAGCUUCUGUCAUCAGCAUGAAUGAACCAUCAGCCGCUUCAGAAACGGACACUCAGAACUCUACAUACACCAGCCAAGACGCCCUACGCAGGCCCUUUGGCAAACGUCGUCGAGACGAUGACUUCGACAUGCAGAGUUUCAAGCGCAGAGCCGUCAGUCCUAGCAUGAGUGUGCACGGUGGCAGCCCAAUCGUUGCAUCACCCGUUGCUUCUGCUGCAGCACGCAAUCAAGCUCUACCCAAGGAUGGCGCUCCGCUUGAGAAAAGCACUAGUGGUGGAAACAGUAGCAGUACUGCUCCUCGAAGGAUAGGUCUGCAGGGUAUGGUCGACACAAACGAAGGUAUCAUGAGGAUGAGCAUUGAAUAG
Molecule: messenger RNA, 1752 nt
Organism: Aureobasidium vineae
Lineage: Eukaryota; Fungi; Ascomycota; Dothideomycetes; Dothideales; Saccotheciaceae
Source: the annotation of a GenBank genome assembly